AUGAAUGCCCAGGAGCUCACUCACUACCUGGCUGAUGCGCCGCCCUCGGUCGUGAGACUGGAGAUUGAGAAGCACUUUGAGCCUCUCACCGACAAGCAGAAGCGCUAUGCGCACUUCAUCAGCAAAGCCUCAUUUGCUGGCACCCGCAUUGUGCUCAGACAGCUUUCCCCUGAAUCCGAGCCCAUCUACGACUUCAUAGUUGCCUUGCACAAGUCUAGCGGAGGCGAUUGGAGCGGCCUCGCCAAGAAGGCCGGUGUCGAUGAGACCCAGUUGACUUACUUCCUUGAGUAUGCUGCCCAGUUCUUGGGAAACAACGGCAACUACAAGAGCUUCGGCGACGCCAAAUUUAUUCCUAGAGCUGAGGAGAAGACCUUUGCAGCUCUUGCUGCCACCUCGCCCGAGGCUGAGCGUUUCUACAAGGCAACCAACGGCGCCAUCUUCAGCUCCGACAAGCAAUCUCUGAUGCACCUUGGAUAUCCUGACAAGGGCCACAUGACUACCUACUACCCCGACUCCCCUCACAUUACCAAGGAUGAGAUUGAGGCCGUGUCCGCAUGGAUGGAGAAGAAGGGCCUCCUUCCCGAGAACACCCGUCUCCGCAAGACCAAGGAGGGUUCUUUCGAGCUGCUCAUUGCGUCUGCCGUCACCACUGUUCCCGCUGAUGGAGGUGAUACCGGCAAGCAGACUGAGUUCCAGUUCGAGGAUGGCCUUCUCAAGGACAAGGCGAUCAAGCUGGUGUACGGAGACUAUGCUGCAGAGAUGAAGGCCAUUUCGGAGUACAUCAAGAAGGCGCAAGAGAACAGCGAUAACGAGACCCAGGCGAAGAUGCAUGAGGCUUAUGCGAAGUCCUUCACGUCCGGCUCUCUGCUUGACUUCAAGGACAGCCAGAGAUACUGGAUUAGAGACAAGGGUCCCAUGGUUGAGUCAAACAUUGGUUUUAUUGAAACCUAUAGAGAUCCCGCGGGCAUCCGUGGCGAGUGGGAGGGCUUUGCUUCAGUUGAGCGUACUCGUGCUUUCGGCGAGCUUGUCUCAUCUGCACCCAAGUUGAUUCCUCUGCUUCCUUGGAGCAAAGAUUUCGAGAAGGACAAGUUCCUUUCUCCCGAUUUCACGUCUCUUGAGGUUCUGACAUUUGCGGGGUCUGGCAUUCCUGCCGGAAUCAACAUCCCCAACUACGAUGACAUUAGGCAGACGGAGGGCUUCAAAAAUGUUUCCCUUGGCAACGUUCUGAGCGCCAAGGCCCCCAACGAGAAGAUCCCAUUCAUCUCGGAAGCAGACUUGGAGCUGUACCACAAGUACAGAGACCCCGCCUUUGAGGUCCAGGUCGGACUGCACGAGCUGACCGGCCACGGUUGUGGCAAGCUCCUCCAGGAGACCUCUCCUGGGACAUUCAACUUCGACGAGAAGAAACCCCCCAUCAGCCCGUUAACCAACAAGCCUGUUACCACUUGGUACAAGCCUGGUCAGACCUGGGGGUCCGUCUUCGGCAGUCUUGCUGCUUCGUACGAGGAGUGCCGUGCCGAGCUUGUUGCCAUGUACCUUGGUUGCGAGUUCCCUGUUCUCAAGAUCUUCGGCUUUGGCGACGGAACCACAGACAUCAACAACGAGGCCGGCAACGUCUUGUAUGCUGCUUACUUGCAGAUGGCCCGUGCCGGUCUUGUCGCUCUGGAGAUGUGGGACCCCAAGAGCCAGAAGUGGGGUCAAGCGCACUCCCAAGCUCGUUUCUCCAUCCUGCAGUGCUUCCUCCAAGCUGGCGAUGACUUCUGUAAAUUGGAGUACAAGAACGACGACUUGUCUGACCUCGAGAUCAAACUCGACCGUUCCAAGAUUUUGACUACUGGUCGCGAUGCCGUGGGCAAGUACCUCCAGAAACUUCACGUGUACAAGGCCACUGCCGACGUCGACAACGGCACCGCCUUCUAUAAGGAGAUGACCGACGUCGACAUGGACUUCUGGGGCACCAAGGCUAGGAAUGUUGUCCUGAAGAACAAGCAGCCCCGCAAGGUCUUUGUCCAGGCCAACACCUUCCUAGACGAGGCAUCGGGUAAGGUCAGCCUGAAGCACUACGAGGCGUCCCCAGCCGGCAUGAUCCAAAGCUGGGUCGACCGCGAGUUGUGA
Molecule: messenger RNA, 2115 nt
Organism: Colletotrichum graminicola M1.001
Lineage: Eukaryota; Fungi; Ascomycota; Sordariomycetes; Glomerellales; Glomerellaceae
Product: peptidase family M49
Exons: 10
Coding region: 1-2115 (704 amino acids)
Biological process (GO): proteolysis
Cellular component (GO): cytoplasm
Molecular function (GO): metalloexopeptidase activity; dipeptidyl-peptidase activity
Source: RefSeq, a predicted model, not a curated record